This is a messenger RNA of Ictalurus furcatus (blue catfish), 7832 nucleotides long. RefSeq names its product SUMO specific peptidase 6a (gene senp6a). Gene Ontology annotation, biological process: protein desumoylation; regulation of spindle assembly; regulation of kinetochore assembly. The coding region runs from base 3370 to 6387 and encodes 1005 amino acids. The transcript is spliced from 21 exons. Gene Ontology annotation, molecular function: SUMO-specific endopeptidase activity. NCBI's taxonomy places the organism in Eukaryota, Metazoa, Chordata, Actinopteri, Siluriformes, Ictaluridae. The record is from RefSeq and is a predicted model, not a curated record. Gene Ontology annotation, cellular component: nucleus; cytoplasm.
UGAAGACGUACGAACGGCGGCCAAAUCAUUUCAAGCCCCUGACCAGAAUGGGAACGGGCAAGCCCAGGAUGUAAAUCCAUCUGAUGUUUACUGACAUGAAUGACCAAGAACCUGCUCUUAAACAUGGGACACAAUUUGUCUGGAUGGCUGAAACUUUGCCUCGUAUAAUUUAGCACCUGAAGCUUACAGAGGUCAGCUUCGGUCACUAAGAUGAUGAAUAAUGUGGCGUUUUAGUGGCAUCCCUUGGAUUAAGUGUAAAAUUAUGCAGAAUUACAAACGCAAACGUUCUCCUGGGAGAGCGUUUUACACAGCCUGAGUUGGGCAUUUCCUGCUAUGUUUAUUUCUGACAACUGAAAUAUUUUUUUUCCUUUGAAUGCAUUCAUACUAGAGGUAAAGUUAAAGCUUGUUAAAGUGUGGUGGAAAAAAAUAAGGAGAAUUUAAAGCUUUCAUUCCACUUCCAUUGGCGUCCAAGACGCCCUGCCUUCCUCUGUUUGCAUCCUGGUCUAAUCUGAAACCUCAUUACUGCCACGUAUUAAAGAAAUGACAUGUUCGCAGUAGAAAAUGAGUCCUCAGUUUGAUUAUCAACAUUUUAAAGACAGUCACAGCAUUUUAAUCACUCGCCCGAUCUGUUCUCGCUAACGUCAGCGCUGAAAUAAUCGCAGAUGAAUUCCGUCAGGUUAAAUUCCUUUUAUUGAUCUACAACCCCAAUUCUGAAAAAGCAGGGACAGUAUGGGAAAUGCGAAUAAAAAUAUUUGUAAAUGUACUUUGACUUUUAUUUAAACGAAAAACGUAUAAAGACAAUAUAUUUGAUGUUUUACCUAAUCGACUGCAUAGUUUUUUUUUUUGUUUUUUGUUUUUAGAUAAACAUUUAUUUUGAAGUUGAUGCAUGCAACAUGUUCCAAAAAACUUGGGACGGGGCAAUUUAGGACUAAUAGCGAUGUGACAAGAUAAGAAGGUGAUGUGAAACAGGUGAGGCAGUUGUCUAAUCGUAGUAUAUAAGGAGCCUCCGAAAAAAGGCCUAGUCCUUCAAGAGCAAGGAUGGGUCGAGGCUCAGCAAUCUGCCAAUAGAUGCAUCAGUGAAUAAUCCAACACAUUGAGAACAACAUUCCCCAAAGACAGAUCGGUAGGAUUUUGGGCAUUUCACCUUCUACAGUGCACAAUAUCAUUAAAAGAUUCAAGGAAUCCGGUUAAAUCUCGGUGUUUAAAGGGCAAGGCCGAAAACCACUUCUGAAUGCGUGUGAUGUCCGAUCCUUCAGACGUCACUGUCUUAAAAAACGUCAUGAGUCUGUAAUGGAGAUCCUGACAUGGGCUCGGGAAUACUUUGGUAAACCUUUGUCACUCAACACCAUUCGCCGCUGCAUCCACAGAUGCAAGUUAAGUUAUACUAUGCAAAGCAGAAGCCAUACAUCAACACUGUCCAGAAGCACCGCAGACUUCUCCGGGCUCGGUCUCAUCCGAGUUGGACAGUAUCACAGUGGAAUCAUGUUUUGUGGUCUGACGAGUCGACAUUUCAAAUUUCGGACAAAACAGACGUCGUGUUCUCCGGGCCAAAGAGCAAAAGGACGAUCCAAGCUGUUCUCAGCAUCAGGUCCAAAAGCCAGCGUCUGUCAUGGUACAGGGGUGUGUCAGUGCCCAUGGCAUGGGUAACUUGCACAUCUGUGAGGGCAGCAUUAAUGCAGAAAGAUAUGUACGCAUCUUGGAGCAACAUGUGCUGCCAUCCAGAGCAAGACAACGCUAAACCACAUUCUGCCCGGGUUACAAGCACGUGGUUGCGUAAGUAGAGUGCAGGUGCUAGCAUGACCUGCUGCAGUCCUGACCUGUCUCCGAUUGAGAACAUGUGCCGCAUUAUGAAGCUCAAAAUAAGGCAACGAAGGCCUCGUACAGUUGCACAGCUGAAGAAAUGCAUAAUGGAUGAAUGGGGGAAAAUUCCGCUUGCUAAACUUCACCAACUGGUGUCUUCACUCGGCGCCCAAACACUUAAGUGUUAUUAAAAGAAAGGCUGAUGGUACACAGUGCUAAACAGUCGACUGUCCCAACUUUUUUUUUGGAGUGUGUUGCAGUCAUCAGCUUUGAAAUGAGUGUUUAUUUUCAAAAAUAAAUGAAAUCCACAAAGUGAAACAUCAAAUCAUGUGUUAACGAUAUGUUUUCAAUGUAGUACAGGGUGAAUUGAGUUUUCAAAUGAUUGUUUUUGUUUGUUUCAAACAAACUUGUGUGAAGAAGUGUUCACAUGUUUCCCGAAAUGCCCUGCAUUCACACAUUGAUAGAAAUACAGCGUUAUCCAUGCAGCAAGUGAGUUUCUGAGAGACCCUGUUACAGUAUAAGCAGCAAUCCUGUAUCGCAGUUUGCUCAGGAGCCUGGCAGUCAAGCGUUUCUGCCGCCUUUUGACACUGCGGUUGGAGAAGAUGCAGUUGGCUGGCUUCAUGUGUGUUGGAGGAAGCGUAUGUUAACCUUCACUCUCCCUGGUUUGUAGCUGAUAGGAGACAGCUGGAUGGGUAGGAAUUGGCAAAGAUUAUAUAUUCUGAGGACAAUGCAAAAAAAACAACCACCACCUAUCCAACAGUAAGCUAGGGUUUGAUCCUCAUUAACCUAUAAGCAGUUUUCCGUACCUUGCUGUGAUCUCAUUUAUUCAGCGAUUUCAGCUGAGCUGCCAGAGUCCUUUCUAAGAAAUGGUACGUCAUGUAAAUAAUGCAACGUGAUAAAACCAAUUUAUUAUUGUGCACGUUUAUUGCACCGGAUUAUUUAUUUUCGUCGUUAAAAGUGUAGUGUAAACAGGCAUUAAUAUUGUAGACUGUGUACAUCUGGUAAAUGAAAUCUAGUUUGGUGCAAAAAAUAAAUAAAUAAUCCUGCAAGUAGCCUUUUCCCUGAACAAUUUUUGCUUUUACUGUGGAAAAGAUGACUAUUUAACUGUUUUUAAUUAACUAAUAAUUUUUUUUUAAAUUAUUGGUAUGACAUUUGGAACAUUUUGAGAAAAAAGUCUCCAUGUUCCUAUUUUAUUUAUUAAGUUGCUUUUUCAAACAUGACAUCGUUCCUAGUAAGGGAACAUAGUGAGCAGCGAUGCUCCCUGGUUUUUGCAGUGCAUUGUGGGAUUUGUUUUGGGAGCGAAGUAUUCCGCGAUUGAAACCGCCCUUAAAAUGGCCGACUCCCUGAUCAGUGAACUAGGGAGCUGGUCAAGAUGCACCGGUAGUUAAAAAGACUAUCCCUAGAGGGAAUUUCAACUCGAGGGGAGCUUUUCUUUUCGGAUGUCGGAUGUUGGGAAUUAGAAGUUGUGAGAAUUACUCUCGCCAAGCGCAGCAUUAGCAGUCACGCAACCCUGAAAUGUACUGGAAUAAAAAUGAAUACUUCAGCUGUUGUUGGACUCAGCCCUGAUGUAUGUGCCUCACUCAUAUCGUUCCCAGUGAAGCCCCGCACGCGAUGGCCAUUUCCCCACUACCCAACAGAACCAAUUAUUUAAUUAUGAGUCCAGCGCCAUCUCAAGGAGUGGUAGUUCAAGGAAGGCUGUUUCAACACACUCAUCUCCCCUCUCCUGUUAGAAAGCCAGUCCAAAGCAACCUUGACUUGAAAGAAAGAUCUGACUUCACCACCCAAAGAGCAGAGCUAGACAAAAUCAUUCUCACCUGCCCAGAGAUUUCAGACUCGGAGUCUCUGAAUGUAAAGAGAUGCACCCAGCCGAGGAGGCGGCCGAUGUUCGAAAGCAUCAGCACGGCAGAGUCGUUGCAGCCGGACGAGUACUUCACUGUGUGCGGAAAGUGUGGCCGGCGAAGUGAAGACCACACAAAGUGUGAAAGCUGCGGGAACCCACUGCCUGCUGAAGUGCCCCUUCUGCCUGCUGUCCCCUCCUCACCUGCCCCUCGAGUGCCUGUACGCUCCCUUCCCUCUCCCGGCUCUCCCAGCGUCACUCAGCUCAGCAAGAGCUUCUACGGUGUGACGUCUGGGGGGCGCGCUACCCAAGCCGAAACGGCUAUGAACCCACCAGCACGCAUUACCCGCGGGGGUCUGCUGCUGCCACACAAUGGCGCUAAGCUAACCGUGGGGAAGAGGCAGCCUUUGGCCAAGCAGCACGAACUCAAUGACCCCAUCGUACUGUCUAGCGACGAAGACGACGAGGCUGACAGUUCUAGCACGGGCAGCGUAAACCGGUUGGACAGCGUCUCUCCGAGGCCUGCCGACUCCGCCCACUCCUCCCCAGCGCCUUCCGGCGGCAGAGUGGAAGCGGCCGUUAAAGAGGUCGCAGAACACGAAGAGCACGCUUGCGAAUUCUUCAACGACGUGGACCACAGGAGCGUGGCACCUCGAAGGAACCGCUUAAAAGAUCCACAGUUUCGAAGCGUGUGCGAGGACCCGUCGCCAUCUAAGAAGCGGAAAUUGGGACAGGUGCCGAAGUUGGAGAGCAUUAUUCUGGAGUGCAGGAGCGUACGGAUAGGAACUCUGCGCCGGAUGGUCACCAAACCUGUCAUUUUCACAGUAGAGUAUAUACAGCUUGAGACGGAAGGUCAGGAGGUCGACGUGCUGGAGAAGGUGCGCCUGAGGUCGUCGGAGCUGACGAGCUGCGAAUGGUGCAGCGUUCGGAAGCUGCCCGUCCUAUUUUUCCAGACCAGUGACAGUGAGUGCCAGCGCCUGCGCACCCAGCUCCAGAUGUCCCAGGAGAGCGGCGGCCUGUGGUACGACUGCAGCGGCGAAAACUUGGAUGAGAAAUACAUAGUGUUGAUUUUCGAGAACGGCCUCUCGAUGCAAGAGCAGAUGAUUUUAGAAGACAUCCUGGUUGAGAUUGGCCGAAACAACAAGCUCACGCGCUUUCCUGCUAGACUGACCUUUGACGAAGCCAACGUUCGACUGGUUCAAUAUAACAAAGCAACAAAAGAGAAGGAAAAGGCAAAAGCUCAGAAAGCCAAAUUGGUUUCACCCUCUACAACAUCUGCCACGACUGCGACUACAGUAAAUGUCUCCGUCACCACGGCAACGGCGACGGCAAGCACAGUAACCGCAACCCCGGCUGCGUCGACAGAGAUGAUAGUCCAGACCCGAUUCUCCACUCACCUCCACGGGAUCUACGAUGAAGAUGAUGAUGAGGAUAUGGCAGAGCUGCAGCCUACUUUCACAGGCCCCAUCGUCAAGUUGAUAGUGUAUCCCCCUCCUCCAGCUAAAGGUGGAAUCUCUGUGACCAACGAAGACCUUCACUGUCUAAACGACGGGGAGUUUCUGAACGAUGUCAUCAUAGACUUUUAUUUAAAGUAUCUCUUCAUGGAGAAGUUGAAAAAGGAGGAUGCAGGCAGAAGUCACGUUUUCAGUUCGUUCUUCUACAAGAGACUCAACCAGAGAGAAAGGAGAAGUGCACCGGACACAACUAACCUUCCAAUACAGAAGAGGAAGCACAAUCGGGUAAAAACAUGGACGCGACAUGUGGACCUUUUUCAGAAGGACUUCAUCUUUGUUCCCAUCAAUGAGUCAGCACACUGGUAUCUUGCAGUGAUCUGCUUCCCAGGUUUAGAGGGACCCUGCAUGGAGCCCAAUCCUCAUUAUCAGCCCCAGACACAGUCCCAGGCCCAGGCUUCGUCCCCAUCUGAGAUCGGGAGCUCCGUCCUAAGCGAAGGAGGCAUCGAGGAGCCCUCGCCUCACACAGAGCCCCUUUCCUUUAACCCAGAGGAGGUUAAUACGGAAGCUGAGGGACAGGACGUAAGCCACUCGAGUAUGCCGUCCUGUCCACACCGACCCCCAGAUCACACCUGCACUCACAACCAAAGGGUCAACGGACAGGUUCAAUCACAUUACACAGAUGCUUUGCGAAGAAUCAGUGUGUGUUAUAGCAGUGAAGAUCCUGGCACCUUCUCUGACGACCAAAGCUCCUCUCAUGACGAGUGCAGUGAGGACGGAGCGCUGGCGGACGACACUGCAACGUCGGAGAGCAUGGAGUGGGCAUCCAAACCUACCAUCUGCAAACAACCUUGUAUCCUCAUCAUGGACUCGUUGCGAGGCCCUGCCAGAUCUACAGUGGUGAAGACAUUGCGAGAGUAUCUGGAGGUAGAGUGGGAAGUGAGGAAGGGCACUCAGAGGAGUUUUGGGAAGGACUUGAUGAAGGGCUCGAGCCCGCGGGUGCCACAACAGGACAACUUCAGCGACUGUGGCGUCUACGUGCUGCAAUACGUCGAGAGCUUCUUCGAGAACCCUGUGCCAAGCUUCCAUCUCCCUAUGAAUUUAUUGGACUGGUUCCCCCAGCAGCGGAUGAAGACUAAACGGGAGGAGAUCAAGGAGCUCAUUCUAAAGCUCCAGUCCCUACAAAAGUUGGACCGGGAGAACUCUGGGCAGGACCUGGGUGUCGGAGAUGUCUGCGACGACCUGGACAUUGGAGACGCCUUAGAGUCGGCCGACCUCAUCCCACCAAUCAGUUCAUGAACUCCAGCCCCUUGCUGCUAUAGCUCUUCUUAUGAAAGGGUCUUGUUGGCGUCGCCCCCCCUACUCAUGGCGCCGACGGCUAGUCGGGGCCCUCAACAUGAUCGUACGCUGCUGGACGAUUCUGCCGUGACAACAACUGUUUCCGUUUUUUGGGGGUUUUUUUUCUCCUUCGUUAACAAAAGAGCAAAGAGACUUCAUUUGUAUUAAAGAAAACAUGUAUAUAUGCUGAACAGUUUUUUUUUUUUUGGUUUGUUUGUUUGUUUGUUUGUUUGUUUGUUUUUGCUGACUUGUGAAUUUGACCUCUCAUGAUCUCGUCUCUCACUCUUGCACCAAGUUAAAGGUAUUCGUUCAUCUGUCGUCUUCAUGAAGGACACAAACAGCCCUGACCUCCCCACGAGCCCGAACAGUAACUGUUUAAUGUCCCGUUCUGUCUGUGCUUCCACUCGAGCGUUUCACCACACAAAACAGUUUGUUGUUUGUAGGCUAAGUAUCCAAAAACAUCUGGAUUUAUUAUUAUUAUUAUUAUUAUUUUUUAAACCAACCUACAAAACAUUUUUUGCUUCUAUCAUGGCAUAACACCGUUGCUAGUCAGUGCCUGUCAGAGCUUUAUACAAUAUUGCCACAUGUAAAAGGACCUCAUUUUCAAUAUUAAAACUAUUUGAGAUGCAAGAGUGCACAUCUGCCUUAGUUCAUACAGAUAUAAGCAUUCGAAAAGGAGGGUCAUGAGUGCUCUUUUCUAUUCUUUACUGGUCUGCAAUAAAUAUAAUAUAAUUACAUAAUAAAGUGAGUAAAAUGGAUAGUAAGUGACGACGGGCACCUCUGUUCAUUUUUCUGUAAAUGCUUCACACUGGAUCCUAAAUACUCGUACAUUAAUUACUGUAUUGCGUCAUACGUGUGUCCAUAUGUGGUUUAUUAUUAAAUUACUUGGUAUUCAAUUAACAAUCUUCUGUAACUUGGUGUCACAAUUAUGACUGUAUAGACAAGUAUACAUGGUAUACAUUUGGAUCCAGUCACCAGAUCGUUCUGGUGAAAUAAAUACACAUUUAUAUUAUUAUACAGACGUGACAAAUUAAAGAUGAAUUGUUUCUAUCCUGAUGGGAGUGGUAUCUUCCAGGAUGACCCAGCCCCCAUCCACAGGGCACGAGGGCUCACUGAAUGCAUUCGUAAGGAUGUAAAGUCAUAUGCGAUGACCUUCACUGUCGGCAGAUUUCAGCCGCAGUGAACUCCACAAUGUUGGAGUUGAAAGCGAGGUGUCGGAGACGCAUUCUCUACCAGUGUCAUCAAAACACCAACUGAGGUAAUAUCAUUUGGGAGAAAAGCGUCCAGGACAAUUUGAGAGACUUGCGGCGUAUGUGCCAAGGUGAAUUGAAGCUGUUCUGGGGGCUCAGUUUGUUAACAAUACUGUUAACAAAAUAAGAGGGAUCAUAAAACUCCCACGUUGUUUU